AUGGCAGCCCUGGGGGACAGGCAGGAGCCCCCUCGCAUCCCGCCCCCUGUCAGUCUGGAGCCACCAGGGACGCCUGGAACCCCGCACCGGGAGGCCCCGCUUCCCUUCCACAGCCACCAGCACGAUUCCGAGUCGGAGCCCGAGCAGGCGCCAAGGUCUCCCUGCCCGCCGGACCCUGCGGACGGGGCGGACCAGGGCGCGGCGCUGAGGGCCCCGCUGAGGGGCCUCCCCCGCAGACCCGCGGGUGCGGACAGCUGUGCGCAGGCGCCGGGCCGGGAGCAGCCGCCAGGGCCGGGGUCCUGCUCCCCGAAGAGGGGCGCCGGCCGCAGGACGCUGGCGCCGCAGGGCGCCUUUGGGACGGAGGGCGGCCCCGAGCUGGGGGCCUCGGGCCUCGGCCAGGACUCCGGCCUCGGGGGGCGGCAGGGCCCGCGGAGCGGGAGGCCGCACCGGUGCGAGGCCUGCGGCAAGAGCUUCCGGUACCAGUCGCUGCUGCUGAAGCACCAGCGCAUCCACACGGGCGAGAAGCCCUACGCCUGCCACGAGUGCGGCAAGCGCUUCCGCGGCUGGUCCGGCUUCAUCCAGCACCACCGCCUGCACACGGGCGAGCGGCCCUACGAGUGCGGCCAGUGCGGCCGCGCCUUCAGCCACAGCUCGCACUUCACGCAGCACCUGCGCGUGCACAACGGCGAGAAGCCCUACGAGUGCGCGGAGUGCGGCCAGGCCUUCAGCCAGAGCUCCAACCUGGCGCGGCACCGGCGGCUGCACACGGGCGAGCGGCCCUACGCCUGCGGCCAGUGCGGCAAGGCCUUCGUCUGGAGCUCCGUGCUCAUCGAGCACCAGCGCAUCCACACGGGCGAGAAGCCCUACGAGUGCGGCGCCUGCGGCAAGGCCUUCCGCGGCCGCUCGCACUUCUUCCGGCACCUGCGGACGCACACGGGCGAGCGGCCCUUCGCCUGCGGCGCCUGCGGCAAGGCCUUCGGCCAGAGCUCCCAGCUCCUCCAGCACCAGCGCGUGCACGCGCGCGAGUAG
Messenger RNA from Pipistrellus nathusii (Nathusius's pipistrelle), 1029 nucleotides. NCBI's taxonomy places the organism in Eukaryota, Metazoa, Chordata, Mammalia, Chiroptera, Vespertilionidae. The record is from the annotation of a GenBank genome assembly.